Messenger RNA from Apaloderma vittatum (bar-tailed trogon), 342 nucleotides. Its product is annotated as macrophage migration inhibitory factor-like. NCBI's taxonomy places the organism in Eukaryota, Metazoa, Chordata, Aves, Trogoniformes, Trogonidae. Gene Ontology annotation, molecular function: phenylpyruvate tautomerase activity; cytokine activity. The record is from RefSeq and is a predicted model, not a curated record.
AUGCCUAAGUUUAUUGUUAACACAAAUAUAAGCAAGGAAGUUCCACAGUCUUUCACAGAGGAGCUCACUCAGCAGUUACCAAAAGCAAUGGGCAAACCAGCACAUUACCUAGCAAUACAGGUCGCUCCUGACCAGUUGAUGUCCUUUGGUGGUUCCACAGACCCCUCUGCUAUGUGUUUUCUCUACAGCAUUGGCAAAAUAGGGAAGCAGGAGAACAAGGUCUACUCCAAAUUGCCUUGUGACCUACUAAACAAACAGUUGAAAAUACCACCUGACAGAAUCUAUGUCAGCUUCUUCAAGACCAGCGCUGGGAAAGUAGGCUGGAACACCACCUUUGCUUGA